GGCUGGGGCGCUCGAAGGAUGCCAUGGCCCCGGCACCCGUGGGCCAGCCAGCGCCGGGAUCUUUCCUGAAAGCGGUUUUGGAAGCUCUGAACUUGGGUCCGGCUGUGGUGAUCAGCCCAUCGCUCAGCGGCAUGUACUCCCUGCCCUUCCUCUUCCAGCACAACCACCUGCUCAAGGCGUACGUGCCAGUGGCACCCAUCUGCACCGAGAAAUUCACAGCAGAGCAGUACGCCCAGAUCAAAACCCCCACGCUGAUUGUGUAUGGGGACCAGGACAAGGAACUGGGGCAGACCAGCCUGAACAACCUGCAGCACCUCCCCAAGCACUGGGUGCUGGUCCUGCAGGGUGCUGGACACGCCUGCUACCUGGACAAGCCAAGCGAGUGGCACCACGAGCUCCUGGCCUUCUUGCAGCAGCUGGAAUGA
This is a messenger RNA of Merops nubicus (carmine bee-eater), 425 nucleotides long. RefSeq names its product abhydrolase domain containing 14B (gene ABHD14B). Gene Ontology annotation, cellular component: cytoplasm. The record is from RefSeq and is a predicted model, not a curated record. Lineage: Eukaryota; Metazoa; Chordata; Aves; Coraciiformes; Meropidae. The transcript is spliced from 2 exons. The annotation marks the transcript as partial.